Molecule: messenger RNA, 1494 nt
Organism: Sporothrix brasiliensis 5110
Lineage: Eukaryota; Fungi; Ascomycota; Sordariomycetes; Ophiostomatales; Ophiostomataceae
Exons: 1
Coding region: 1-1494 (497 amino acids)
Cellular component (GO): cytoplasm
Molecular function (GO): electron-transferring-flavoprotein dehydrogenase activity; flavin adenine dinucleotide binding
Source: RefSeq, a predicted model, not a curated record
AUGUUCAACACACUCCGUUUUGUCGGCUUGCUCGCCGCCCACCUCCCUCGCUUGGCGGGCCAGGCCUUCGUCCGCAAGCUGCGCGCCCUCCUCCACCGCUGGACGUACAAGGGCCCGACCGACGCUCCCAAGGUGGUCCUGGUCGUGGGCGGCUCCUUUGCCGGCUACCGGCUCGUGGCCCGGCUCUGCGACUCGCUGCCGACCGGCUGGCAGGUGGUGCUGGUCGACCAGAACCGCCACUUCAACUGGAGCUUUGCGCUGCCGCGGUGCGCCGUCGUGCCGGGCCACGAGCGCACGGCGUUUCUGGCCUACGCCACGAUGCUGGCCCGGGGCGCGGCGUCGGCGUCGGGUAAGAAGGUGGCCCGUUUUGUGCAGGGCCGGGCGGUGGCCGUGACGGGCGCCAAGACGGUGCUGCUGGAGUCGGGCGCGGCCGUGGCCUACGACGUCCUGGUGGUGGCCACCGGUGCCGCCCAGCGGCCGCCGGCCAAGCUGCGGGGCGCGGCCGACAAGACGGCGGCGUGCCGCGAGCUGCGGGGGCUGCAGGCGCGCAUCCGGCGGGCGCGCACGGUGGCCGUCGUGGGCGGCGGCGCGGUGGGCCUGGAGCUGGCGACGGACAUUAAGACGUUUGCGGGGGUGGUGGCGGCGCGCCAUGCUGCACGAGUCGCAAAGGGCCAGGACGAAAAAGACGACGACAAAGACGACGACGACGCAGUGGCCGACAAGCACGUCACGCUGGUGCACGCGCGGCCGCAGCUGCUCAACCGGUUCGGCCGGCGGCUGCACGAGCACGUCCUGGGCGUGCUGGAGACGCAGGGCAUCCAUGUCGAGCUGGGCCAGCGAGCGGUCAUUGCGUACCGGCGUGGCGGUGGUGGUGGUGGUGGCGCGGACGACACUGCCGACGACACCGCAGACGACACCGCAGACGUGGCGGGCGCGCCCGGGACGCUGACGUUCGCCGAUGGCCGCUCCCAGGAGUACGACUGCAUUCUGCAGUGCACCGGCCAGACGCCCAACUCGGCGCUGCUGCAGGACGUCUAUGCGGGCGCCCUGGCCCCGUCGGGCGAAGUGCGCGUCAACGCCGGCCUGCAGGUGGUGGCGAUGUCGACGGCCGACGGCACGACCGACGGCACGACCGACGGCACGACCCGCGAGACAGUUGUGCCCGACAUGUUUGCCCUCGGCGACGUGGCCGCGACCGGCGGGCCCAAGAUGGCGCGCGCGGCUUUCGCCCAGGCCGACGUCGUCGCCGACAACAUCCUGGCGACGAUCCGCGGCCGGGCGGCGCGCCACCGCUACGCGCCGAGCGUGCUGGAGGCGGCGCUCAAGCUGACGCUGGGCAAGGACGCGACGGUGCUGUACAUGGACUGGGACAAGGCGGACAAGGCGGACAAGGCGGACAACGCGUCGGUCCUGCUGUCGACGGGCGGCGACCGGGAGGGCAUGCACGGGGAACGGCAAUGGGGUCUGAUGGGCGUCAAGUACGAAGACGAGUAG